UCGGAAGCCAUGGCUCAGAAAACCAUCAGCAUUAGGUCAGGUGGAGCCACUAGGAAUUUUAGUGCCUCCUCCGCCGUUAUCCCAGGUAGCCGAACCAGCUUCAGCUCCAUCUCUGUUUCACGGGGAGGUGGCGGAGGUCUGGGAAGGGUCUGUGGCGGUGGUUUUGGCAGCAGGAGCUUCCAUGGUCUAGGUGGAAGCAAAAGAAUUUCCGUUAGCGGAGGCUAUCGCGCUGUUAGAUCUGGAUAUGGUUAUGGGUUAGGUUACGGUGGGGCUGGGUAUAGGAUUGGCGGAGCUGGAUAUGGGUUUGGUGGUGGAUUCGCACCCGGCGCUGGUGGCAUCCAUGAAGUCACUGUCAACCAGAACCUCCUGGCACCCCUCAACCUGGAGAUCGACCACACCAUCCAGAAGGUGCGGAAGGAGGAGAAGGAGCAGAUCAAAACCCUCAACAAUAAAUUUGCUUCCUUCAUCGACAAGGUCCGGUUCCUGGAGCAGCAGAAUAAGGUGCUGGAGACCAAAUGGUGCCUGUUGCAGGAGCAAAAAACCGCGAAAAGUAAUAUUGAACCCAUGUUUGAGGCUUACAUCAAUAAUUUGAGGAGGCAGCUAGAAGCUCUUGGAGGUGAAAGACUUCGGCUGGAUGGAGAGCUGAAGAACAUGCAGGACACCGUAGAAGAUUUCAGGAUCAGGUACGAAGAUGAGAUCAACAAGCGCACGGCUGCAGAGAAUGAAUUUGUGGUGCUCAAGAAGGAUGUGGACAUUGCCUACAUGAACAAGGUGGAGCUGGAGGCUAAAGUGGACGCCCUGACUGACGAGGUCAACUUCCUGAGAGCUCUCUAUGAAGCAGAAUUAGCUCAUUUGCAGUCGCAAAUCUCUGACACUUCUGUCGUCCUUUCAAUGGACAACAGCCGAAAUCUGGACCUGGACGGCAUCAUCGCAGAGGUCAAAGCUCAAUACGAGGAUAUUGCUAAUAGGAGCCGAGCUGAGGCAGAGUCUUGGUACCAAACCAAGUAUGAGGAGCUGCAGCUGACCGCUGGCAGACACGGGGACGACCUGCGGAACACCAAGAUCGAGAUCUCUGAGAUGAACCGCAUGAUUCAGAGGCUCCGCUCAGAAAUUGACAAUGUGAAGAAGCAGUGCGCCAGUCUGCAGACAGCCAUUGCCGAUGCCGAGCAGCGCGGCGAACUAGCCCUUAAAGAUGCCCAGGGAAAACUAGCUGAGCUGGAGGAAGCCCUGCAGAAGGCCAAGGCAGACUUGGCGCGUCAGCUGCGGGAGUACCAGGAGCUGAUGAACGUCAAGCUGGCCCUGGAUAUCGAGAUCGCCACCUACAGGAAACUGCUGGAAGGAGAGGAGAACAGGCUAGCUGGAGAAGGUGUUGGUGCAGUGAACAUCUGCCUGAUUUCAAUGGGAUUUACUGUGGUCACCUCGGCCGGUGGAAGUAGCUACGGCACUGGGGGUGGGAUGGGCCUGGGGGUCGGGCUGGGAAAUGCAUCCGGACUCGGCUACGGCAUUGGAGGAAGCAGCUUCAGCGCCAGCAGCGGGAGGGGUCUGGUGGGAGGAUUCAGCGCCGGAGGGGGAAGCAGCUCCAGCAUGAAGAUCAUCUCGAAAACCACCUCCACCAAAAAGAGUAUCCGCAGCUAA
Molecule: messenger RNA, 1635 nt
Organism: Emys orbicularis (European pond turtle)
Lineage: Eukaryota; Metazoa; Chordata; Testudines; Emydidae
Product: keratin, type II cytoskeletal 5-like
Exons: 10
Coding region: 10-1635 (541 amino acids)
Biological process (GO): intermediate filament organization; keratinization
Cellular component (GO): keratin filament
Molecular function (GO): structural constituent of skin epidermis
Source: RefSeq, a predicted model, not a curated record